UCUCCCCUCAUUUUCAUCUACUUAUUCUACUUCAAGACCUUCAAAUGACCGAAAAAGGCCUUAUCCCUGUUCUCUAUGCUCAUCUCGAUUUGGAUCCAAAAUGGAAUUAGAAGAACAUCAAAAUUCACAUACAGGCCAAAAACCCUUUCAAUGCGAUGUUUGCCAAUCACGUUUUAACCGUCGUUCUACACUUUGGAAUCAUAAAAGAAUACAUAGUGAUGCAAAACCUUUUAUUUGCACUGUUUGUCAUAUGCAAUUUAAAUGGAAAAAUUCAUUAAAAUGUCACAAGGAAAUGCAUCUUCGAAAAAAUGAAUUACAAGCAAGCUCCUUCCCAGAAGUGGAUGCUACACAAAUGUUGACAUAUGCAACUGCUGCAAAAAAGAAAAUGGUGGGCGAAUUAACUGGCAAAGAUCCAUCUACAAUAACUUUACUUCCAACAACUUCAAAUAACACUUCUCGAUUUUUAACGUGUGCAGGAACUCCUCGUAAAAGAGCCCCACCUAAAACACAAAAAAAUAUUACUAAAAUUCCAAAAACUUUUGAAGAAGAAAAUAUACCAUUACCAACAUCCACUACAACAACUUCAUUUUCUCUUCCAUUUCUUCCCCAAACUUCAUCCUCCUCCCAAAAUUCUAAUUUUUCUCAUCAAUUUUUUGGAAAAGAAAUAAAAAAUAAUGAAAAUCAAAUAAAUAAUUCUGAACAAAUUUUGGAAAAUAAUUUAAUUGGAGAAUCUAGUACAUCUUUAUUAAGACCUCAACCAUUAACAACAACUUCAUUAAAUAAUGAAUUAAUUAUUUCUAAUCAAAUAAUUACAGAAAGUAAACAAAUAAAUACAACAUCCAACACUGGGCUAGUUUUUCUUUUAAUUUAA
This is a messenger RNA of Meloidogyne enterolobii, 871 nucleotides long. The record is from the annotation of a GenBank genome assembly. Lineage: Eukaryota; Metazoa; Nematoda; Chromadorea; Rhabditida; Meloidogynidae.